Molecule: messenger RNA, 869 nt
Organism: Taeniopygia guttata (zebra finch)
Lineage: Eukaryota; Metazoa; Chordata; Aves; Passeriformes; Estrildidae
Gene: NAA20
Product: N-alpha-acetyltransferase 20, NatB catalytic subunit
Biological process (GO): N-terminal peptidyl-methionine acetylation
Cellular component (GO): NatB complex
Molecular function (GO): protein-N-terminal amino-acid acetyltransferase activity
Source: RefSeq, a predicted model, not a curated record
ACUGCAGGCCGGCUCGGCCGUGUCCCCCAGGCAGCCCCGCCCCUUCUCGGCCCAGCGCGCUGCGGCUGGCUCAGGCGCGGCCGGGCCGGGGCGGUUCAGCGGGCGGGGCAGGGCUGCGUAGGGGCGGGGGCGCUGUCUGCCGCCUUUCCGCGGCGAGAGCGGCUCCUGGGCCCGCGAGCGUUUCCGGGGCACUCGUCACCGUCGCGCUCAGCGCCAGCGUCGUGAUCGCCAUCAUCAUGACAACGCUCCGCGCCUUCACCUGCGACGACCUCUUCCGAUUCAACAACAUCAAUCUGGACCCGCUGACCGAGACCUACGGGAUUCCCUUCUACUUGCAGUACCUCGCCCAUUGGCCCGAGUACUUCAUCGUCGCCGAGGCGCCCGGCGGGGAGCUGAUGGGUUACAUCAUGGGCAAAGCCGAAGGCUCUGUGGCUAGGGAAGAAUGGCAUGGACACGUUACUGCUCUCUCUGUUGCACCAGAAUUUCGACGGCUGGGUUUGGCUGCUAAGCUGAUGGAGCUCCUUGAAGAAAUUUCAGAAAAAUAUGAGAAAAGCUCUUUCCAGAGAUACAGAGAAGAAAUCAGUUAUACCUCUGCCUCAUCCUGUGAGACCAGAAGACAUCGAGUAACUUUAAGCUGUGGUUCUCAUGCAAUUUACUAAGGGUCAGGUUCCAUCUCCUGUAACCCCCAACAACUUACGGAUAAGAAGUUUUAGGCCAAAUGUUUUUCCCAUAAAAUGCUAAAAAGCAAUGUUGAGAAGCUGACUAAUACUGCUUAUAUUGGUAAUGGCUGUAUACUGCCACACUUACUCUAUUAUUUUUACUUUCACAUGUUGGAGAUUUGGAGACUAUUAAAAUGGAAUUACCUCCUG